Messenger RNA from Felis catus (domestic cat), 2365 nucleotides. Its product is annotated as ADP-ribosylation factor 2. Gene Ontology annotation, cellular component: cytoplasm; plasma membrane. Gene Ontology annotation, molecular function: GTP binding; GTPase activity. Bases 168 to 713 code for a protein of 181 amino acids. Gene Ontology annotation, biological process: intracellular protein transport; vesicle-mediated transport. Lineage: Eukaryota; Metazoa; Chordata; Mammalia; Carnivora; Felidae. The transcript has 5 exons. The record is from RefSeq and is a predicted model, not a curated record.
ACUUCGAGCUCAUUGGUACGAAAGCUCCAAGAGACGAUGGAUGAUUGGUUGGCUGCCGUUCCCGCCCCCGCGCCAGUCGCCAUUUUGCAGAGGGGAGCCGAAAUCCGAAAGGCAGUGGUGCGGGUAACGGUGCCCUGUGCGGCGGCAGGUAACAGAAUUCAGUCACAAUGGGGAACGUUUUUGAAAAACUGUUUAAAAGUCUGUUUGGGAAAAAAGAGAUGCGGAUUCUUAUGGUGGGUUUGGAUGCAGCUGGAAAAACCACCAUCUUGUAUAAAUUGAAACUGGGAGAGAUUGUGACUACCAUCCCUACAAUAGGUUUCAAUGUGGAAACGGUAGAAUAUAAAAAUAUCAGCUUCACAGUCUGGGAUGUUGGUGGCCAGGACAAAAUCAGACCUUUGUGGCGACAUUAUUUCCAGAACACCCAAGGCCUGAUUUUCGUGGUUGACAGUAAUGACAGAGAGCGGGUCAAUGAGGCCCGAGAAGAACUAACCAGAAUGUUGGCAGAAGAUGAGCUCAGAGAUGCAGUUUUAUUGGUGUUUGUAAAUAAACAGGAUCUUCCGAAUGCUAUGAACGCAGCGGAGAUAACAGACAAGCUCGGCUUACAUUCCCUCCGCCAGAGAAACUGGUACAUUCAGGCCACUUGUGCCACCAGUGGAGAUGGGCUUUACGAAGGCCUGGACUGGCUCUCCAACCAGCUCAAAAACCAGAAGUGAUCGGAAGCGAUCCCUUCCCCGUGCGUUGUGGCAAAGUCAGCUGGCCUCUUCUGUGUGCGUGCGUGCGUGCGUGCGAGGAGCUGAGUGUGGGUGUGUGGCUGGGAGCGGGAGCAGCUUUCUCACACUGUGCCUUAUACAUGCUGUAAGAAAACCAGUCUUAGGUGUGAAGAAAAACCAGUGUUACAUGUGAAAUGCUACCUUCCACUUCAGUAGCUCCGGCGCUCAGCCUGGCCGCGGGUGGAGGGCCCCCGGGGGCUUCCUGGUGCACGCUCGCCAGAGCCGUCUCCACAGCGGGCAGGAGGCGGGGAGCUGGCUGGGGGCUGAGUGGAGCUGGCAGAGCCGGGGCUGGCGUCUCCGCACAGCUCGAGUCCCCUUAGACGCUGGUGUUCUUUUGUAAGCAGGAAGGGCCCGUCCUUCUUGCCCAUCACUGCCAGAGCUAGCAACUCACUUGUCAGUGCUUUAAAGCAAAAGAUCCUCAAGAGGAAAAAGGCACUUGCUUCCUGCAGGUUUGAAGUUCAGAUCUGAACUUUUCCCUUAAGUUAUUUUCUUCCUGGUGUAAUGUGCUUCAUUUAAAGGAACUCGAGGUCUUUUUCAUUAGAGUGUCAAGUCUCCAUAACACUAGAAAAUUGUCCAGUCCUUUCCUCAUGCUAGUUCCUUCCCGUUUGCCUCUUAUUUGCCCGAUGGAGACCAUGUGGGGUAAGUAACCCAGCGGGAGGCCGAGGUUCUUGGCCACAGGGUCCUGCGGAGGGGCAGGCGUGUGUCCCUGCGUCUGUCUCCCCUUCUCAGGUUUCAGGCUCCUGAGGCUGCUGCUCCCACUUCUCUGUCCCAUGCUAAUGUGCUGUGCUCAAAGCGGGAGGUUCACUCCUGUGAUGGAAUCGUCGCCAAGUUCAGGAUCUCCCUUCAACUUUCGGUUUUGGUCUGUUUCUGUUCCCAGAACCACACACCUGUGAGUUCUGCGAGUGAGAGAGGGUUGAGAGCUUCCUUUGGGGUCGAGAUGAAAUUCCCGGCCACCCCUGUGACUGCCCCUGAGUCGGUGCUCACUUUUGAUAUGAAAAUGUCUCCUCCGGACCGCUCUCUGCGGCGCCCGCUCCCCCUCCCGGAUGGCAAUAAUGUCCUACGUGGAAACGUGCUUUAUGUGGUCCUCAGAAUGUUCAUGAAAAUGGCCUGGAGGUGAGCUUGGUUUCACGUGGUAGUCUAGAGCUCGUUUGGCCAGACAGCUGUUGACCGGAUGUGUACCUGAGCACUUCCACUACGUGACCCUGGAGAAGUCCUUUUUCAAAAAAGCUUCUUAUUCAAAUUACAGAGGAGGGGAAUGUAAGGUGAACUUGAACUAAAGUAACCCUUGUUUAUUGAUAAUAAUGAAGUCGAUACUCCCAGGAAGAGAUUUCCUGCCACGAUCAACGUGGGGUGUGAUGUUUUUCUGUAAGAUGUUGACCCUAAAGACUGUUCAUUGCAAUACUGGCAUCCAAGUCCCGAUUUGGUUUUUAACCCUGGAACAGUUCCUGAGAGAUUUAAGUUGUGCGCCUCAAAUGGGCAGGGACUGUGUCCUCUACUUUUGUAUUUGUGCUUAGUACGGUGUACCUAGUACAGUGCUAGGCCUCGUUUAACAAUUGUCGGUCGGUUGGACAAUAAAGAACUUGCUUUGGAAGGAG